AUGGGUGUCCAUGGGCUCUGGACGGUCGUCCAGCCUUGUGCACGACCGAUCAAGUUGGAAGCUCUGAAUAAGAAGCGUCUGGCGGUGGAUGCCUCCAUAUGGAUAUAUCAGUUUCUGAAAGCCGUACGCGACAAAGAAGGCAAUGCACUUCGAAACUCUCAUAUUGUUGGCUUCUUCCGCCGGAUUUGCAAGCUCCUCUAUUUCGGAAUUAAGCCGGUCUUCGUUUUCGAUGGUGGCGCACCAGUGCUAAAGCGUCAGACUAUAGCAAACAGGAAGAAAAGACGAGAGGGCCGACGAGAAGAUGCAGUGCGGACCGCUGGGAAGCUACUGGCGGUGCAGCUGCAAAGGACCGCCGAAGAAGAGGCAGCCAAUCGUCGAAAGGGCAGGAACGAGAAAGAGGAGGAGAUCCCGGAUAAUCCUGUAUACGUCGAUGAUGCGUUUAUGACCGAGAACGAAAAGCGCCAAGUGCGGUCAUUCAAAAAGAAGGACGCCUACCAUCUACCUGAUAUGCAAGGGUCUCUGGAAGAGAUGGGGGCCCCCAAUGAUCCACGUAUUAUGUCCCAGGAAGAGCUGGAAGAAUAUGCGAGACAGUUUCAUCAAGGGGAAGAUAUCAACCUCUACGAUUUCUCGAAGAUCGACUUCGACAGCCCAUUCUUCGUCAGUCUUCCGGCAACAGACCGGUACAACAUUCUUAAUGCGGCCAGACUCAGAAGUCGUCUGCGGAUGGGGUAUUCAAAGGAGCAACUAGACAACAUGUUUCCUGAUAGGAUGGCCUUUUCGAAGUUUCAGAUCGAGCGAGUGAAGGAGCGAAAUGAUUUGACGCAACGUUUAAUGAAUAUUAAUGGCAUGAAUGGUGAGGAUACCCUGUACAGAUCAGGACAGCGGAUUGCCGGAGAACGUGGGAAAGAGUAUGUCCUUGUCAAGGACGAUACCAUCGAAGGGGGGUGGGUUCUUGGUGUGGUGGGGAACAAGGAAGGUCACGAAGACAAGCCGAUUGACGUUGAUCAAUACGGCCAGCAGAAGAUGUUUGCUGAGAAGGAAGAUCUCUCUGAUGAGGAAGAUGGAGGAUUUGAAGAUGUACCUAUCGAGGGCCUGAACCGACUCCCUAAGCUCCCUUUCCUUCGGGAGGGCGUUCUUGAUGAGUCAAUCAGAAGCCAGAUGCGAGACAGAAGAGGAAGCUCUGGGGAAGGAAGUUUUGGAUUGCAACAAGCCAAUGAUGAUUCCCUCUUUGUUGAAGGUGAUCAACCCUUAUGGGAGCAUAACCGCCAUGAGACCGAUGAUCUGUUCAAUGGCAGUGACGAAGAUGAAGCGCUUCAGCGAGCGAUAGCCAUGUCUCUUGAGUCAGGGACCGCCACCAAGGAUGACACUGAUCUACCUGAAAUCUCACUUAAUCGAAAUCAUGCUGCACUCCCACCUAUCGACGAGGCAAUUUCGAACUUUGCCGACCAGAGUGAUGACGAGGAAAUGGACUUUGCAGCCGCCUUGGCGCAGUCUAAGAGGGUAGCAAAGCCAACAAAAACGAUAGAUAACCCUUUCGAUGGUCCGUUGCCCUUUGAGUCACUCAAGCUCGGGAAGAAAGCCAACAACGAAAAACAAGGAAAGAAAGACGACAGUGCUGGUGCGUCUGAAAAGCAGCCUGCAAAAGAAACCAAGGAUACCCAGGUGCUACCGCCGUGGUUCUCGGGGCCAUCCCAGGGUGCUAAUGGCGUUGAAUUUAUUGCCGAUGAGAUCGAUGAUCGCUCAGUGAAAAGGCUGCCCAAAGACACUCCUACACAGGAUCAUGUGUUCAUCCGUGAUGAAGAUAUGCGGGACGUUGACACCGUGGAGACGUUACACUCGAAGGAAGUGGUUGAUUUGGAUCCAACGCCGGAACGAGGGGACGAGAAAGCCCAAGAGAUCACGGCCUCACACGAAGCCAGCCACACCGAAGAGAUCACUCCCAUCAAAGCAAAUGUGGUAGAAUCUCAGGAUACCGAGGCAUCGGCAAUUCCUAGGGAGGAUGUCAUUCCAGAUGGAGCACAUAAAGAUCCCAUGACGGGGGAGACGCUCUCUUAUGAUGCUCAAGCAGAUAUUGCAGAUUUUGAAGCAUCUCCUUCGCCUGAAUUUGAGGACGUCACAUUACAGCCAAGAACUGUACCUGUGGAAGAACCGCCAUUGCCCGAUCAGAUGGAUCUGCCGGAGGAAUACUUUGAUCAGGAAGGAUUUUCAGAUCCCGAAGAUGAGGAUUUAAUCCAACAACUUGCAGCCGAAGGCGAAGAGCAUGUACGCUUCGCAGCGACACUGAAUUCAGCGGCUCACAUUGAAACACCAUUUGACUACGAGCAAGAGUUAAAGCAACUGCGUUCUCAACAAAAGAAAGACCGAAGAGAUGCAGACGAAGUGUCCCAAGCCAUGAUAACCGAAUGUCAGCAACUGCUGACGCUAUUUGGCCUUCCAUAUAUCACAGCGCCUAUGGAGGCCGAGGCGCAGUGUGCAGAAUUGGUAUCACUAGGCCUUGUGGAUGGCAUCAUCACUGAUGACAGCGACAUUUUCCUGUUUGGAGGCACGCGGGUGUACAAAAAUAUGUUCAACCAAAGCAAGUUCGUUGAGUGUUACCUGACUACGGACCUGGAAAAAGAAUAUUCUCUCUUCCGCGCCAAGCUCAUCAGACUUGCCCAUCUUUUGGGAAGCGACUAUACAGAAGGUAUCCCUGGCAUCGGACCGGUGACUGCCCUGGAGGUCCUCACUGAGUUCGCAAACCUGGAAGAAUUUCGUGAUUGGUGGACUCAGGUGCAAACGGGACUCAGUAUGCACGAUGAUACUCAUGCGACGUUCUAUAAGAAGUUUAAAAAGCAGGCAGCGAAAAUCUUCUUGCCACCGUCUUUUCCGGACCCUCGGGUUGAUGUCGCAUAUCUGGAACCGGAGGUGGACUCGGAUCCAUCCCCCUUUCAAUGGGGCGUACCUGACUUGCACGGUCUACGCAACUUUCUGAUGUCAACUAUCGGCUGGAGUCAAGAUCGUACUGAUGAAGUCCUUGUGCCUGUCAUUCGCGACAUGAAUCGCCGAGAGCAGGAAGGUACUCAGUCGAACAUCACCAGCUUCUUUAGUGGACCGCUAGGGGCGGGUGCCUUUGCACCUCGUGUCCGAAGUGGAGGCCAGACGAGGAUGGAGAAGGCUUUUAGUCGACUCCGACAGCAAGCUGUGCCCACGGAACAGUCAGACUCACUCGAUGUAGAGGGCGAUGCCAUCUCAGAUGGUGCUUCAGAGACUCAGGCGCCGCCCAACCACACAUCAGGUAAAGAAACGGGGACAAAACGAGGGCGUCGUGGACCACAGACUGCAAAGGAUGACACCGAUGGCACCGGAGACAAUACUGCAACCAACAAGAAGAGACGCACCCGCCGAGGUGCGAAGUAG
This is a messenger RNA of Aspergillus ibericus CBS 121593, 3396 nucleotides long. Its product is annotated as ssDNA endodeoxyribonuclease RAD2. The transcript has a single exon. Gene Ontology annotation, biological process: nucleotide-excision repair. Gene Ontology annotation, cellular component: nucleus. The coding region runs from base 1 to 3396 and encodes 1131 amino acids. Gene Ontology annotation, molecular function: single-stranded DNA binding; DNA endonuclease activity. Lineage: Eukaryota; Fungi; Ascomycota; Eurotiomycetes; Eurotiales; Aspergillaceae. The record is from RefSeq and is a predicted model, not a curated record.